Messenger RNA from Phymastichus coffea, 4410 nucleotides. It is a transcript of the gene Unc-115a, whose product is annotated as actin-binding LIM protein 2. The transcript has 15 exons. Gene Ontology annotation, biological process: cytoskeleton organization; lamellipodium assembly. Gene Ontology annotation, molecular function: actin filament binding. The record is from RefSeq and is a predicted model, not a curated record. Gene Ontology annotation, cellular component: actin cytoskeleton. Bases 614 to 3070 code for a protein of 818 amino acids. NCBI's taxonomy places the organism in Eukaryota, Metazoa, Arthropoda, Insecta, Hymenoptera, Eulophidae.
GGGGAAUUCUCCGGCCGACGCGCGAGACACACACCAGUCGACGCUCGUCACUUGCUAUCGUCGCCGGCGAGUCUCGCUUACGCUUGUAACACCGUUCGCGUGAGCUUUCGAUAUUGUCGAAGCUAUGAUCGCGCAUCGCGACUUUUCGACAGUUUGAGCUUUUUCUUUUGUGAGGAUUGUUUGAGUAGCUUUUCGAAAGUUUCCUACCAGGGAAACGAUGUGCGAACAGGUAGAUCGCAACGUCGAUAAAGAUAACGUGCUCGAUUGGCUAUCCGGCUAAUUGACAACGUCACGCUCGUGGCUUUAUCUCUUCGCGCAACAUUUUUGGACGCUGACAGACGUCCCCGAAAGUAAAGUUCGGCACAAUCCACACAAGCGAGGAAGUCCAGUUGGCGACGACCGACCAACCGAGAAGCUCAAAGGGCAACAGUGACAGUCACGUAUGUGUCGCACGAUCGCGCAGUGGGCGUCAGUGGCGACCUGAAAACCUUACGCAAUCGAUCGCGCCGCCGUCGCCACCGCCGCCGCCGCCGCCGCCGCCGCCGUGACUGUGAGUGUGCGCGUGUACGAGGUGUCUAUUCUACCUGCCUUCCUUGCGGCUAAUACAUAAUACAUGAUGAAGUCCAAGAGGCAAAGCGAGAAUCUCAUCGCCAGUGAGAAGAAUGGAUACAAGAGCGAGCAGCAACCUACAGUCGUCGCCGACAAGCCCAAGGAGCCGCCAAAACCCCUUAAGAAGGGGAAGACGUUCUGCCAGUCGUGCAAAAAGAAAUGCAGCGGCGAGGUGCUGCGCGUGCAGGACAAGUACUUUCACAUUGGCUGCUUCAAGUGCGCCCAGUGUAACACCAGCCUCGCCCAGGGGGGCUUCUUUGCUCGCGACAGCUCCUACUUCUGCACCAAGGACUACCGAGAGAGAUGGGGUACGAAGUGCGCUGGGUGUGGAGAGUACGUGGAGGGUGACGUUGUCACCGCGGGGGAAAAGCACGCCUUUCAUCCAAAUUGUUUUCACUGCCAAAGAUGCAGACAACCACUGCUCGGACAGGCUACUAAAGUUACGCUCGUGCAAGGCCAAGCGUUGUGCCAGCGCUGCGUGAGCAUACCGGUGAGAGAGGCCGCGACGCCGGUGGCAGCUCAAAGCUCAGGCGGCGCCAGCCAGGAUCCCGGAGCCUGCGCCGGCUGCAGGCAGCAGCUGCGCGAGGGCCAGGCGCUCGUCGCUCUCGAUCGGCAGUGGCACGUGUGGUGCUUCAAGUGCCACACCUGCGACACCGUGCUGCACGGCGAGUACAUGGGAAAAGACGGGGUGCCUUAUUGCGAGAAAGACUACCAGAAGCAGUUCGGCGUCAAGUGCGCGUACUGCAAUCGCUACAUCAGCGGCAAGGUGCUGCAGGCCGGCGAGAACCACCACUUCCACCCGACCUGCGCGCGCUGCACCAAAUGCGGCGACCCCUUCGGCGACGGCGAGGAGAUGUUCCUGCAAGGCGCGGCCAUCUGGCAUCCACGUUGCGGCCCCGGGCCCACUCAGCCGAACGGCAUCGUCAACGGUCACGGCCAUCCCGAAGCCCACACGCCGCAGCACCACCAGCAUCAUCGCAGUGGCGUCGAGUCCGAGCGCAUCUCCAGCAGCGCCUCGGAGAUGCAGUUUUCAUUGAGGUCUCGCACGCCAAGUCUGAAUGGAUCUUUAUGCAGCCCUUACAGCAGUCUAAGUCGCAAGUACUAUCCCGCGAGAACUGGCAGUCCGGGACUUAUCUUGAGAGAAUACGGCCGAGGCAAUGAAAACGUAUCUCGCAUUUAUACUUAUUCAUAUUUGACUGAGACACCGAGUCAAGGAUACCUGCGUCGCCCAAUCCAACCAUACGACAAGCCACCCACUAGCCCACACUUUCAUAGACCAAGCUCCUCACGUUCGAUAAGAAGCAGCGGCGGUCGAAGCAGUCGUUCGGGCAUGCGAGCCCUGGUGGACGCAUUGAGCGAGACGCGGCCGAAAUCACCGGCGGCUGGUAGCCAAGUGGACAACGAGGAGCCGAUCGAGCUCGCUCACUACCCGGACGCGAUGAAACCACCGCCCGGCGCCCAACCGCCCAUCGAACGAGAUGACUUUCCUGCCCCGCCCUACCCCUACACCGAUCCCGAGAGGCGUAAGCGAUGGUCGGAUACCUACAAGGGUGUACCAGACUCGGAGGAUGAAGACGAGGUAGAUCAAAAAUCAAUCAAAGAGGUAGAGCAGAAACUGAAAAAAGAGCAAGACGAAUUGAGUAAAAUAGACACGGGUAUAGCAAAAGUGUUCCUGCAAGAUCGUGAAAAAGACCGUGAAAAUCUCAAACAUAGAGCGGCGAACAUCGAUCCGAGAAAUGCUUCUAGAACGCCGUCUGCAAAUCGCGAACCGGCCUACAGGUUACGCUACGAAAGUCCCGUUGGUGCAUCUCCAUCGAGAAACAUCGAUCACGCAAGACCUUGGGAAGAUGAAGAUGGCAUUAGUUAUAGAUCUAGCGUAGGACCCAGUUACAACGUCGUAAGUUCCCUGCGACACAUCCCAAAGCCGGGAUAUGGUCUGGCACCUCGAAGUCACACGUUCUCCUCAACAGGCGGUUCUGUAUCUGCUCUUCCCGGGGACUACUCAUUCAGCGGCAUGGGCGAUAAGACGCACAGCACUGACUUUUCUUCCGGUAAAUCAGAUAUAUCGACAGGCAGCAUCACGGACGUGGACCGGCGGGCACUGGUAUGUACAACAGCCCCGUACUACUCCCAGCGGCUUAGCAUGAAUGACGGCGGCAUCCUACCCUCGUCGACAACGUACACAGGCGGUCUGGGCUCGGUGACGGUCGGCCACGGCCACCACGUAAGACGCUCCCUGCCGGACAUGGGCGUAGCACCUGCCGAACCACCCAAGCUUUACCCUUAUCACCUGCUCAUCAUCACUAACUACAGAUUACCGGCCGACGUGGAUCGUUGCAAUCUUGAGCGCCAUUUAUCCGAUGCUGAAUUCGAAGCUGUACUGCAUUGUACAAGAUCAGAAUUUUAUCGAUUGCCUCAGUGGCGUCGCAACGACAUAAAAAGACGUGCUCGACUUUUCUAAAUUUUUAAUAUAAAAAAAAUAAAAGAUAUGUUCUCAAGAUAAUUCCAAAUCGUCUAUGCGAAUCACCGCCGCCGCCGUUCACUAUUCUUAUCUUUUUUUUUAACGUCUUACACUUGUGUGUCCUGCAUAUAUACUUGGCGCUAAGAACACUACAAAAAUGGAAAAAAUUGUAGGACUUUUAUUGAUAGAAUAUUUCAAUAAUCAUUUUUAAUUCUGUAUGAACUAUUUUAGCUGUUUGCAUUUUAGAGAAAACUCAAUUAGAUGAUGAAUGAUUGCAUGGUUAAUGGAAAUUUAUUUAAAGAUUUAUCUUUAAACAACGACUUUUACAUCUCUUUACACGCAAUGAUUUUAUUAAGUUUUUUUUCUUUUAAUAUUUCCGAGAGCACGUUAUUGAAGUGUGCGAAUGAGAGAGAUUUAGCGUGCGAGAAACAUGUGUGUGCAUGAUGUUUGCAAUGUUCGCAAAAUAAUAUUCUGUAAAUAAAAGUAAAAGAUUAUUACCAAUACGGAAUAGUAACGGGAGCAGAGUCACAGGGGUAUAAGAAAAAACAACUAUUGCAGCUAUUAUAAAAGAUUCAAAAUAUUAGUGUCUAUACUAAAUGAAGCAGUGAAGACUUUUUCAAUAAGUAGGUAAAAACAGGCUUACCCUGUUUAAAAGUUAUUGUAUGAAUGAAAACAGCUUAGUUUUUCUCAAAAUGAUCGUCUUCUACUAAAAAAAAAACAAAUAAGACGCACUGCGUUGCUGUGCUACGAUGCAUAAUAAAACUAAAAUAUAUAUACGAAUCACGUAUAUGAUUACGUGAAAACAUUAUUAAAUGAAAAGUUACGAUAUAUUGAACUACUACUAUUCUAUAAUUUUUAAUAUAAAAAAGAGAAACAAAGCGUACACAAUGUGACGAAAAAAUGUAGCGUUCGCUAAAUUUUCAUUUAUAUUUCGUAUUUUCUUAUUACUCAAAAAAUAACAAUCAAAAUAGAAAAACAGAAAUUGCGAUAAAAGUGUGAAGUUAAUUGAUUAAAAAAUGAAAUAUGUACAAGAUGUAAGCAUAAGAUUCUUUGAAAUUUUCGAUCGAUUUGUGCAUAAUAACUCAUUUCAUACGAUUCAAUUAUGUAGUAUAUUUAAAUGAAAAGUAUAUUUAAAUUAAACGGGCAUCCAAGCAAAAAAAUACUUCAUGUGCCUAUACAAUUGUGUCUGCGUUCACAUUUGUUAUGUUCUUUCAAGCUUGUAACUGCACAAAUGCUCGUAAAUGAUUUCUGUUGUAUAAAGCACAUCGCUUCCGCUAGUCCAAUGAUAAUAAAAAAAUACAAAAAAGAAAUUUAACUGUAAAUUUAUUUAUAUAUCUUUA